Messenger RNA from Sinocyclocheilus rhinocerous, 1874 nucleotides. RefSeq names its product E3 ubiquitin-protein ligase RNF180-like. The transcript is spliced from 5 exons. The record is from RefSeq and is a predicted model, not a curated record. Gene Ontology annotation, cellular component: endoplasmic reticulum membrane. Gene Ontology annotation, molecular function: metal ion binding; ubiquitin conjugating enzyme binding; ubiquitin protein ligase activity. Lineage: Eukaryota; Metazoa; Chordata; Actinopteri; Cypriniformes; Cyprinidae. Bases 101 to 1273 code for a protein of 390 amino acids. Gene Ontology annotation, biological process: positive regulation of proteasomal ubiquitin-dependent protein catabolic process; protein polyubiquitination; serotonin metabolic process.
ACUCACCUCUUCAACAAUGAACUCUAAUGUUUCCUGGCCUGCUACAGAGUUGAGCGUAUUGGGGGGGCUUUCGGUUCAACAGUGAGUUGUCCGAUCUGAGAUGAACUCAUGUGGAGAAGAGAACCUUGGGCGUACAGCUGAGGCUCUGUAUUUGGAGGUCAGGCCUCUGCAGAGGGCCAACCUUGGAGUCAGACUAGCCCUCAGGAAGACGUUCAGUCUGGACCAUAUGAAUGCAUAUCAAGAGGCUCAUUACAGGGGGCGAAACUCCCCACGAGGAUACUCUGAUCUGCACUUUCCAGACUGUGAUCUCCAGGCAGGACAUAUGCUGAGGUCCACAGCCAGCCAGCAGGCCUCCACUUCCCCAUUCCAUAGGACGAGUCCUCCUCCCUUUAACAGGGCUGUGAUGCUUUCGAGGAGGUCUGAUCUAGAACCCGUUAGGUCAGAUAUUAUUAGAGGCUCACGCAUCUCUCGUGAGGAUCAGGAAGCAGGCGGCUCCUUCAACCGCAGAGCUCUUCUGAUGUCUCUCAGCAGCUCUGAGGAGGAACAGGAGGCUGGAGAACAGGCUGGCAGAGCUCCAGCAGGGCUCAGCGUGGCUUCAUCCCUGCUUACACCCACUCCUACUGGGGAACGCAGACUGGGUAAGAGAGAGAGGAAACGACUGAAGAGCCUGAGGAGAAGACAGAGGAGGAGAGAGCGCUGCAGACAGACCCAGCAGCAGGAGAAUGUGCAGAGCUCUACAGGGAACCCAUCUAGCAGCAGUGAGGAUGAGGAGCUGCCCGGCCGGGAUCGUGAAGGCUACAUCUGUGCUGUGUGUCUGGAUGUCUACUUCAGUCCAUACAUGUGCCAUCCCUGCAGCCACGUCUUCUGUGAGCCUUGUCUGAGGACGCUGGCCAGAUUUUUAAACCUUUGUAUAAAUAAAUUCACACAUCCAACUCUCUUCACAGAACUGAACCAUACAGCCCGUACGUUCUUCCCAAAAGAAUACCUGUCUCGGAAACAGAGUUUCCAGAAAGCGGGCUGUGCAAAAUGGCCUCUUCCAAGCUGCCGUAAACAGUUUCGAAUUUUUGGAGGCUUUCAAAGGCAGGCAAGUCCAAUCGGCAGACGCCAGUUCCCUCACGGGGGCUACCGGCUUGAUGCCUUCAACUUUGAAGAUGAUUCGCAUGGUUGGCGAUUUGACAUGGACAUGGUGAUCAUCUAUAUAUACUCCGUCAACUGGGUCAUUGGCUUCAUUAUCUUCUGCUUCUUCUGCUAUUUCUUCUGCCUCUCUUUUUAAAGAGAAGGCACAGGGAAGCUGUCUGCGGUGUUUCAGAUCUUUCAGGACAAUACAAAAGUCGGCAAGAAGGGAAUCAUGCGCUGCAGCUGCUUCUGGACUAUAUGUAGGAAACACCAACCAAUCACAGAGAGAAAUGAAUUCAUGCAGCCAAAAUUCCAGAGCGUGAUGAUCCAUUUACUGUAAAGAUGGAUCAUGAUUUUUGAGAUUGUGGUUUGUCUAAUAUCUGUUUGCUUUUAAACAGAAUUUUGGCCGACUGCGUGGGGAAGCUUUGCAUGGAUAAUCACACGAGUGGACUAUUCAUUUCACUACAAGUUGUAUUCACAUGCUGUAUAUCCAGAGUGAAUGCAUUUGUGAAGGUCUUCUCUUACAGCUAAUUUCCAAAGUGCAACGUUCAGGUUUGUAAACUAAACUAUCCAUAAUUACAGGCCAGCUUCUAAACUAUCCAUAGAUUAUGCUAUGCUGAGUAUAAGAAUAUCUCAUUUGUUUUUAACUAUUCUUGCUUGUUUUUACAGUAUUUCUAAACUGGCCAUAAAGGUUCUUUGUCUGGUCUCAAUACCUAAUGCUCAGUAUGUUGUCUUAGAUCUGUAAUUAAACCAUUAUC